CCCAAAGCUUGAACAGAUCAGUCGCGCAAAUUAUAAUGCCCAAUCUCACCAAGCGAAAGCGCAGUAGGUGUUUCGUCGGAAGCACUAAAGGAUCCAUACAAUAUAUAUGCUCACAUUGUGGCUAGCUAACCUUCCAGUUUUUUAUAUCGAUUGCUUUUCGAUGAUGGAUUUGGAAGGCCAACCCCUCGAAGUGGAACGGCUUUUUGCACCGGAAGGUCGUGCUUUAAUCUCUGGGUCCCAGACGCCUUUUUGCGGGGAUGUAAGCAAUGAGGCUGAACAGUAUCCGCAAGAUAGGAAUGAAAAUAGCCGGGAGGAUGUGGAGCGCAUCCUUGUCAAUGAUGCCCAGAUUCAACCGUAUGACAUUGGAACAGACCGCCUGUUCUGGUUAGAGUGCGAAGACAGGUGGCUCAUAUUGCUAAAUCCUGUUGCGGAGCAAGAAUCCCUUCACGGGAAUUUCUUGCUGAUGCAUCGCCUGAUUCAGGUGAUGGUUAAUGCAGCUUUUAUGGACCCCUGCUUGGAAUUUCAUCAUUUACCGGAUGUGAUUCUACGCAGCCAGGACUGGCAUAUCAUGCCACCCCUGGAGUCGUGCGAAGAGAAUCUCACUCUCACCGCACAGAUCAUACCGAACCAUCUUGCGGCAUAUCUCCACACGCUUAUCCCUUCUGCAAAGAAACAUCUUGAGGGGUGUCCUCUCAUCAAGUAUUACACAGCUCUGUGCGAUGAAGGUGUGCCACCUCACAGGGGAAAUCUACACACUCCACACCAGCUGUGCAGAUCACUCAAGGCUUGUGCCCCUAGAGUUCUUAGAGUGGUUGCAAAGGGGUUUCCCUAUGAAUUGUGGAAUCAACUUGCUUGCCAACGGGAAAAACCUGUCAGUGAGGCUGUAGAUCAGAAUAUUAUGCUUCAAGAUUGGCUCCAGGAGGUGGAAAGUUCAGUUAGUGAUGUUGCAGGUUCCUAUCAGUCUGGGGAUUAUAUAUUACUCAAACCUGAUGGAAACUUCCCACCAACCAGCUUGGAGUCCCAAAAUCCCUAUGCAAGGCUCUGGUUUGGCAAGAUCAUUAGCAUCAAUCUAUCCAGCUUGAUGUGCCAUGUUCAAUGGUUCUGUCACUCUUCCACUGUCCCGAUUGGGGAGUUGGGGCACACUCAAGAGCUUUUUGAGACACUUCAAUGUGAUAACAAGCCAUUAAGCCUCAUUCGUGGGAGGAUUUCAUUGAAAUUUGUUCCACCUGGUGAGGACCCACCAGAUUUAGCCAACCCUGAUUAUUUCUGCAGGUUUGUAUGGGACAACACCCAGGGGUGUUUUUUUGAUCAUUAUCCCUGGCCUGGUUUGGGUCAUUCCUUGGAUGAUUCUCUUGGUUGUCUGGCCUGUGAGGCAGAGAGACAAAGGGUGUAUCUGAAAGAUACAUAUCACGUCCCUUCCAAUCAUCUCUUCUCUGCAGAGGAGAUUUUGGGUGCAAUCCCUGAGCUAAGGGAUUUAGGCUACAGCCUAGGUGUUCUUGACCUCUUUUCUGGGGCUGGUGGCUUCUCCUCUGGAUUCCAACAGACUGGUAUUCUGGAUGUGAAAGCUGCUAUUGAAAACUCAGAGCUGACUGCAGGCACAUUUAGUCUCAAUUAUCCCUCUGCCUGGAUGUUCUGUGCUGACACUGAGGAGGUUUUGCGAGAUUUUUUUCAACACAAUGCAGACCUUAGGUUUCCUCACACUGGCAUUGGCCAUUCCCUCCAUCAAGCAAAUAUACCGGUGCUCUGUGCUGGUUUCCCAUGUCAACCAUUUUCAUUUGCAAAUCGGAACAAGAAGAUCCUUGACCCUCGGUCAAUUCUUGUUGCCAAUGUUUUGUCUUGGGUUGAAGCACUCAGACCCUCUUAUGUGGUAUUGGAAAAUGUGCUGGGGGUAAUUCAUCAUCAAUUCCCAGAAGGGGAGAAGCACAUCAUUGUUAAAUUCCUUUCUUGUGCUCUUGUGGAACUGGGGUAUCAGAUGCGGAUGGGGAUCCUCCAGUCUGCUGCAUUUGGUGUACCCCAGACUCGUGAAAGGUUCAUUGUGAUUGCAGCUCAAUCUGGCUUGACUCUUCCAAAUUUGCCUGCACCCACUCACCAGUUCACUUGUCGAGCAACAACAUUAAACAUUGGCCAUUUGAAAUUGGUAACAUCCAAGAAUGAUGUAAUGCAUGCCCAGUACCCCCCAGUUUCACUGAAAUCUGUGUUGGAGGAUGCAUUGGAAACAAAGUAUUAUGGCAACUGGCCAGAGCUGGCUGAAACAAUACGAACUCGUCCACAGCAUCAUCCUGUGGAGGAUCGCUUCUGGGAUAUAAUGGAGGAGAAGAUCAUUCAAGGAUUUUCAAAAGACUAUGAAAUGGGAACAAAUUUGAUCUCAGAGCAGCGAAAAAUGAUUGGAAAUGCAGUGCCACCUCCUCUGGCCAAAGCCAUUGGUUUUGAGAUUAUUAAGGCCCACUUGGUAGAUCUAAGGAGGCAGGCUGAAGCUCAGACAUAUCCAAUUUGGAUGGAAGAUUAUGUAAGGCAGCAUUCCAGACUGGGUUAACAUAAUUAGGAAAUUCUAUCUGUGUUUGAGUUUUUCACAUUAUGAUAGAUUGCAUGCUGAUGGC
Messenger RNA from Cantharellus anzutake, 2597 nucleotides. Its product is annotated as S-adenosyl-L-methionine-dependent methyltransferase. The transcript is spliced from 15 exons. The coding region runs from base 107 to 2533 and encodes 808 amino acids. Gene Ontology annotation, molecular function: chromatin binding; methyltransferase activity. Gene Ontology annotation, cellular component: nucleus. Lineage: Eukaryota; Fungi; Basidiomycota; Agaricomycetes; Cantharellales; Hydnaceae. The record is from RefSeq and is a predicted model, not a curated record.